This is a messenger RNA of Sphaeramia orbicularis (orbiculate cardinalfish), 3531 nucleotides long. RefSeq names its product transcriptional coactivator YAP1-like. The transcript is spliced from 9 exons. Bases 255 to 1424 code for a protein of 389 amino acids. The record is from RefSeq and is a predicted model, not a curated record. Gene Ontology annotation, molecular function: protein binding; transcription coactivator activity. Gene Ontology annotation, cellular component: cytoplasm; nucleus. Lineage: Eukaryota; Metazoa; Chordata; Actinopteri; Kurtiformes; Apogonidae. Gene Ontology annotation, biological process: hippo signaling; positive regulation of transcription by RNA polymerase II.
AACAGUGGAUGUGAAAAAAAAAGUUUGGAGGUUUCGCAGGAGUUACUUCUCUCCAACUAGUUUCAUAUUAAAGCUGUCGGCGGGUUUUAGUCCAGAGUUUGCAUCGGAAAUCACUGUCUCGUCUGAGCGUUUUUCCGGCUGUGAUUAGUCUAAGUUUUCCCUGCAGGAGGACAGACACUGAGACACAGACACAGACAGAGGGGGAGAACGCUCUGGCUGCCUGAAGAUUUGUUUCGACACCAAACUUUAGCGACAUGGACGCGCACCAUGGCGCGCCUCCGGCCGGGCAGCAGGUCGUGCACGUCCGCGGGGACUCGCAGACGGAGCUGGAGGCCCUGUUCAGCGCCGUGAUGAACCCCAACAAGGCGGCCCGACAGCCGGCCUCCCUGCCCAUGAGGAUGAGGAAGCUGCCGGACUCCUUCUUCAGACAGCCGGAGCCCAGAGGCCACUCCAGACAAGCCAGUUCAGAUGGAGGUGUGUGUGGUUCCCUCACUCCUCAUCAUGUCCGCGCCCAUUCCUCCCCGGCCUCUCUCCCAGUCAAUUCACUCUCCACUCAAGCGGCCGAUGUAGCAGCGGCGCCCAUGAUACCUGACGACGUGCCACUCCCCCAUGGUUGGGAAAUGGCUAAAACGCCUACUGGCCAACGUUAUUUCCUCAAUCACCUGGAGAAGACUACCACUUGGCAUGACCCUCGUCUCUCGCAGCUUCAGUCGGCUGCAGCUCAGCAUCCCAUCUCUGGCCCUCCAGUCCAUGCCCACUCCCUCAGCAACCCAGUACCCACUACACAACAACAAAACAUCCCUCCAGAGACAGGUCCACUGCCUGAAGGCUGGGAGCAGGCUGUGACUGCAGAUGGAGAGGUGUACUACAUCGAUCACAUAAAUAAGACCACCGCAUGGGUCGACCCGCGUCUAGCCCAGAAGAUGAAUCCCGGCAUCCUUGGCAUGGCGAUGCAGCAAAGACAGGAAAAGGAAAGGCUCAGAUGUAAACAGCAGGGACUCCCUCAGCAAAUCACACCACAGGAUGCAGGAGGAAGGAACCAGAUGCCCGGUGGGAUGGACCAUGACAGGAACACACAGACGCUUGUCCCACCUUUGGACGUCAGGAUCAGAUCCUCGAACCAUGAACCAACACUUAAUGGCGCUCACUCCCGCAAUGAGAGCACUGACAGCGGUCUGAGUGUCAGCAGUUUACCCCGAACAUCAGACCACAUGUUGAGCCCCGUGGAUCACAUGGACACUGGUGACUCCGCUGAGACCUCCUCGAUGACCCUACAAGAGUCGAUGCCGGUGCUGCCGAUGACAGAGGGUGAGGAGCUAAUGCCCUGCAUCCCUGAGGGUCUAAGUUCAGACCUUCUGAUGGACAUGGAAACCGUUCUCUCUGGGUCGCACAUUGACAGAGACAGCCUGCUCACCUGGCUAUAGACACGCACAGCCCUCUCCUAAAUAUCAUUUGAGAUGAGAGCAAGUCUUUGUAACAUGACUGAGAUUUUUUGGAGGAUUUUUUCUUGCUUCAGAAGUGGUACAGAACAACAUUGCUGAGAGAAUACACUAUUGUUGUGAUGGACAUCUAACACUAAAAACACCCUGAGGAAUGAAAUAAUCUGACUCGCAGAAGGUGGUAAGCUGCAGGUAUUGUCUUCUCUUUGGGUCUGAAUCUACAGGAAUCUAAGGCAGAGCAUCCACACUUUAAUGUGACACUGUGAUGACGCUCAUAAAGUCCAUCACAGUGAAUUUUAGAGUACAGAUUUGUUUUCUUAUCAUUCCCACUGGGCUAACACUGUGUACAUCAAAUAUUACAAACUGUAAACUCUACAUCUAACAGCUGAUGACUGUCUCAGAAGGCAAAAAUAGGUCUGAUUUCACCACAAGCAGCAUAAUUACCCAUUUACUACACAUAUUAACAGCAUGUUUUUAUGAUUUUUUAUGGUUGCUGAACAAAUAACAGAAGAAAGGUCAGGACUGACAAUGAGAUAUUUAACAGCGAUUUGUCUGGAUGAACACUACAUUGAAAGUAUUAACCCAAUAAGCUUCCAUGAUUAUUUUGAUGUUUACAUUUUUGUCGCCUUUGGAUUCACAGCUGACUGCAAUCAUUGUAACUCACACUACAACUGAUAGUGCAAGUAUGCUCCCUUGUGGUGAAGCUGUACAGCAGUAAGAACACUAAUAAGAAACUUAGGAAGGAGUCUGUGAUAUUUAGAGAAAUGGAAAGUCUGAUCAUAGGACUUCCCUUUACAAAAAGAAGUCCUGUGAUAUACAGAGAAUGGCUAAAGCAAAUCACGGGCAUAGCAUAAUGCUGUCCAAUACAAUACAGGGAUUCCCCCCAGGAAAUUUUCAUCCAGAUGCAUGUGGUCUCAUGAUCUAUUUAGUAAGUGAAUGGCUACACUCACCACAAAUAUUUGAUACAUAAGGUGGUGCCUGAAGGUUUAAUUUCUUAAAGUGCAUACAAUUACUGAGAUGUUAGUCGGUUUGUACCCUAAAAACUACAUGACAGCUAAAACCAUAACCUUAAUGUGAAUACUUUGGCACUAUAGUAUUAGAUUGUGUCAUAUUGUUAUAUGUUUCUGUAGUCUCAUACAAUCAAAUGGAAUAUAAGCAUCACAAAGCUAGAAUUUUAAUAUAUUUUAUUGCACAGUUGUGACAGCCCCAGUUAAAGGAAAAAAAAAAAGACAGCCAAAUCAGUCCUUAGUGCACUGUGACUUCAACUCUUUAAACUCAUUUAUUUAUUCAUUCAUUCAUUCAUUCAUUCAUUGGUGGUAAAAGCCCUGUGAUCAUUUUGUAACAUUCAACUAUUUUUCCUCAUUUCCCUGCUACUGGUUUGGUGCAUUCCUAAUAUUCUCCUUUUUCAUGUUAUAGCAAAUUAUUUUAGCCAGUGGACAAGGGAAAACAUUUUCCCUCAGUGAAAAACAUGAAACCUACUUCGUUUUUGGCCAGUUUUAAGUUUUAAGCCCCCUAAUUACAAAUAUUUUAUGCUUUAUAUUUUGCUCACUGAAUGCUUGAAGUAAACAUCCAAAUCUGUAUAACUGUCAUUUACAAUAUUAGGUAGAGCAGUGUUAUGUAGUUGCAGGCUAUCCUGAAAAAUUGUCACUACAGUAUGUUAAUAUUAUGUAUAAAUACAUGUAAACUGAUAAACGUCUGCAUGAGUAAAACAGAAGCAUGGUUAGCUGUGAGGUAAAGUGCCCUUGAUUGAAAAUGUCUUGGUUUAUGCCAUUAAGGUAUUUAUUAGCUGCUACUUUGCAGAGUUUUGAAGUCUUCUGACAGAUUUGUUUUGGUUCGUGCUGUCACCUCUGGGUGAGAAUGAUUAAAACAUGCUUUAAAUCAGGCCAUACGCCUAGUUGGAGUCAGCACACAUUUCGGAGCCCAUUGUGCCUUCUUACAGAGUGACGUACUAAUGCAGAUGUUACUUUGCUACUACAGUUUAAUUGCAGUUGUUAUUAGGUGCUGUAACCUUCCCUCACAUACACAGUCCAAUAUGCAGAUCUCUCCAUUAGUUACGUGAACUAUAUUAAAAGUAUAUAAUCAGUUUUUAUCC